CUGUUGUGAUGGUUGUGAUUGGUGUUUGUAGGCUGAGAGACAAGACAAAGACCAAGUCAUGGGGAUGAGAGGCAAUCCCCCUCUUCCUCUUUGUUUCUCCCCAUCUCUUUCCUUCCCACAUUUAUGAUCAUACUCACAUCCCAUCUUCAUCAACUCUGAGCAUCAUGGUGAACACACGAGGCCAGAAGAGUAAAGCAAAGGUUGUCAGUUCCCUCCUCGCUCAUCUACCACCCUACUCACGUCUGGUCCUCAUAUAGAAACGGCGCAUUGCUCAGUCCCCAAAGGAUGAAGUUCCAUCUGAUCCACCCUCUGAGACAAAAGCAGUUGAUGGCAGUCAGUUGUCCAGAAAGCCCUCGGUACACCUGACCGCUGAAGAGUACGAAACCUAUAAGAGCCAUUGCAACCGCAUGUCAAUCAGUCGAGUCGGAUACAAUCCCCAUCCAGAUAUGGUCACCCGCAACUAUGGUCAACUCAGCAGUGACAUAAAAAACUGGACGGACAGAUACGUCUGCGAAGAAAUGCCGUCUCUUUCCGAGGAGCAGAAGCAAAAGAUCAUUGAAAGCCUUGAGACCUACUGCAUCCAAGAAUCUUGGGAUACAAUUCAGUCACUCCUCUCUCCUUUAUCCCGCGAACAUUUUCACCUGGGCUUGUGUGAAGCAAUGAUCAAUAAAUGGCUCUUCACUCAUUUUCUCGAUAGGACAUUCUGGUUCCUGGAUGGAAAACGUGAUGAAACCGAUGAGAUUGGGGAUCCGUUGUUCUCCGAGCGGCUCCAGUAUCUGUAUCAGAGAUACUAUCACGCAAGCCCAGUCAAUGCAGUCUGGUGGAAAAUGGUCACUCUCGGUCUUGCCAAUCUGAAGAAAGAUUCCACCCCCAAGUGCCCUCGUGACAACGAGUUUGGAGACGAGAAUCGAAAGCGACAGGCGGAUAUGGCAGAAAGUCUGGCGAACCAGCUUCUAUCAGACAGCUUGUUUCAGCUGUUCCUCAGCGAUCUGCCUGACGAGGAAGAAGAGACUAUGCGCCGCGAUUUCCUAAUCACCAUAUUCAAAUCCGGGGCGGAGCACCUCACCGCGCACGAGGUUACCCUAGGUGGACAGGUGAAGGUUCAUCAACUGCCCGAGUUGGAGAAGUUUGACCCCUCUACAGGGCUUAUGUUCUCGGGUCUCGUUCAUGGGCGUGAGCGGAAGGACACCCCGCCGGUCAUACCCAAGCCUCACGGCCGGGUCAUUCUCGUCCUAAGACCUGGGGUGUACCGUUACGAUCUGCCCAACAAAUUCGUGCCAUAUGAUCGUCACGUCAGUCUUGUUGAAUUACCGACUGAUGCUGACUCUUAUCUGCUUUGCAAGGCCGAGGUAGUGGUGGAAGCAGCUCAGGCCAGCCCAUCUGACGCAAACCAAGCCGACCCUAAUGAUCAAGAUGUUUGGUUUGCGCGCGAUUGCUACUAA
This is a messenger RNA of Aspergillus steynii IBT 23096, 1442 nucleotides long. RefSeq lists its product as uncharacterized. The transcript is spliced from 2 exons. The record is from RefSeq and is a predicted model, not a curated record. Lineage: Eukaryota; Fungi; Ascomycota; Eurotiomycetes; Eurotiales; Aspergillaceae. Bases 408 to 1442 code for a protein of 344 amino acids.